UGCAUCGAAGGAUGAUGGAUGCACUUGAGGAAAGCCAUAAAAGGCUUAGUAACCAAUUUGCAGAGGAGCUUAUGAAGGUGCAGCUCCAUCUACAGGGGAUGCCAAGUUCAAAUCUGAGGGACCUUGUUGACAACACACGCGAUGAGGCAGUGAUUCUUCCAUCUGAUGGUAAAGGUGAAGAGGGAGGUAGUGACAAAGGUUAUAGUGAUGGAGAUACUGCUGAAGGUGAAGCCCAUGAUCAGGAAAGAGGUAGUGAUGAAGGUGAUGAGGAUGGAGAGGAAGGAGACAGUGAGAAAGGUGAUGAUGAAGGAGAUAAAGGGGUGGAGUCAUCAGAUGAAGAGACUGACAAGGGAGAAGACCAAAGGCCAUCAAAGAGAACAAUCAUUCCAAGUCGUCAAGUAACUUCUCCAUGGAUUUCCAUGUUGAAGCCUGUUAAGAGGAGAAAGAGAGUGAUAACUGAGAAAGACAAGUUUUUCAACAUUGUCUCUCGUAUGUGUUCACGGGAGGAGGGUCAGAAGAUUAUGGUUACAAUGUGUGAUGAACAAAUUGAUCGGGAUCAAUUGCGCACGAUAGGUGGAAUCGAAAGAGUGAGUAGCCCUCUAAUAACAAUGGUCGGUAGGGCAUUAAUGGCAGAGGCAGGUGAGGGAGGACAAGUGAGGCGACACAUUUUUGAUGCUGAGUUCAUGAUGAAAAUGCUUGGUAACCCUUCUCAGUGGCGAGCAUCAGAGAACAAACGUGCUAUUUUGCCACAGCAUAUCGGGUACAACCUAGGUGACUGUGAUUUAAUAUUUGGACCCGCAAUUGUUGAGUCUCACUGGUUUUGCUUUGUGUUGGAGCCAAAAACAAUGCAUUUUUAUGUCCUGGACUCCAUGAGGCUGCCUAAUGAUAUGCCAAAGAAGACCAAGAAGAAGGAUUCAUUGGAAGAAAAAAGGAUGUUUCAUCUUCAUGCAUGUAGAGACAACUUUUAUGAUAUAAUUGCAUUAGUCAGACCUCAACUUGUUGGGAAGAAGCCUAAGACUGAUAUUAUUUUUGCACCUGUUCCACAACAGAACAACUUGAGAGAUUGUGGUGUUCAUGUGUUGAUCUGGCUAAGCAAAUGGGUCCCGGAUGUGACAUUUGACUUCAAUGAGAAUCAUGUAGCUGAGUUUAGGCGUGAGCUAAUGUGGUGGCUAGUUAAUCAUCCGCAAAAUUCAAGUCGUGAAGAAGCCUUAACUCUCCUCUCAGAACAGCAGAACAAGACAACCACCAAAAGACGACGUUUGUCAUAGUACUUAGUAGGAGGUUCCUUUUACAUGUCUAUGUGACACUCUGAUGUAGUUCCAUGUUAUUUAACUUGGGAGAACAUUUAUGUACAUGGCAGAAGGACUGAUUUCAAGAUUA
This is a messenger RNA of Neltuma alba, 1380 nucleotides long. RefSeq lists its product as uncharacterized. Gene Ontology annotation, biological process: protein desumoylation; proteolysis. Gene Ontology annotation, molecular function: deSUMOylase activity. The record is from RefSeq and is a predicted model, not a curated record. NCBI's taxonomy places the organism in Eukaryota, Viridiplantae, Streptophyta, Magnoliopsida, Fabales, Fabaceae. The transcript has 6 exons. Bases 12 to 1268 code for a protein of 418 amino acids. Gene Ontology annotation, cellular component: nucleus.